Molecule: messenger RNA, 1917 nt
Organism: Danaus plexippus (monarch butterfly)
Lineage: Eukaryota; Metazoa; Arthropoda; Insecta; Lepidoptera; Nymphalidae
Gene: Sobp
Product: sine oculis-binding protein homolog
Exons: 4
Coding region: 128-1720 (530 amino acids)
Biological process (GO): animal organ development
Cellular component (GO): nucleus
Source: RefSeq, a predicted model, not a curated record
UUCAGAGUUCAGUCGCGAGCCGGAUUUAGUGUGACACGCACGUGUGUGACAGCGCUCUGACGGGAGUGUUUACGUUCAACAACUCGCGUCACUGUAUACUGUAACUGGUGCAUAUGUGUAGUAAAUAAUGGACACGAAUAAAAAAUCACCUUCGCCUCCGAAGACUAAAGUGAAGAAAGAGAAUGAGGAAGAGAUCAAGGAUUUUGCGGAGACAGCGAUGAAUGAGUUGCUUGGCUGGUAUGGCUAUGAGCGUUUGGAGCUUCGGAGAUGGGCAGCUUCCAGAGCCAGGGACAGUCUUGAACAAGAACAAAAAGGAAAAGCAGAUGAAUGUUCGUGGUGCAACAAGAGUGUCGCCAGUGAGAGUGGCGCCUUACAGCAAGCUGGGGCGUUGUUCUGUUCGGAGCUGUGCUUCAGUCAGUCACGGCGAGCCAACUUCAAACGCGCCAAGACAUGCGAUUGGUGUCGUCACGUGAGACACACCGUCGCCUAUGUGGAUUUCCAGGACGGAGCCACUCAGCUUCAGUUCUGCUCAGACAAAUGUCUGAACCAAUACAAGAUGCACAUCUUCUGUCGCGAGACACAGGCCCACCUCGACCUCAACCCGCACUUAGUGAACGCGGCGUCGUCGUCGAACCUCAUCACGCCAGAACUAUGGCUCAAGAAUUGCAGGAGCAGAUCUAUAUCACCCACAUCAGAAGGAUCUGGAACACCAAAUGACAAAAACGACGACACAAGCCAAAGAAAAUCCCCACUCCCACUCAUAACUAUAGCGCCACCAGCCAAGUUAAUGAAUCCGAAACCACCAGAAGACAGGCCGGUGCAGAAGUCCCCCGAGACCAAGAAGGAUCUGAGAACCAAAAUGAAUUUACGUAAACGUAGAACGUCCAAGUGCUCGACGGUGACGUCACAAACUGUCCGGCAACGAAGUAUAACACCAAAAACCCAAGACUUCAGGAUGCUGAGUCCCUCGAUGGACGGUUCGUCGCCCGCGUCCUGCGUCACGAGCAACAAUCCCGUACACUCUCCACCGCACAUGAACCAACCGAUCCCACCACCGUUUCCGAAUCCCAUGUUCGGGAUGCCGCCGCCGGUCUUCAUGGACAGCAACCACAUGAAUGACCACAGAAAUCCCAUGUUUCAACCGAGAGUGAAUUUCAUGCCACCGCCUGGCAUGCACCAAGAGAGACCGAGAUUAUUCCCACCGUUGAAUUUUCACCAGCCAAUAAACCAGGCUCCGCCAGUGACGGUACUGGUUCCUUACCCCGUCGUCAUACCCGUCCCGAUACCCAUCCCGAUACCUCUACCCCUGAGCUCGUUCAUUCAAGCCCAUUGCACCAACAAAGUCAAAACUGAAGUCAACACCGACGACGCCGAGGGUCCUUUAGACUUCACGAUGAACCCCGCCAAGAAAAACGAAUGCAACCAACCAGAGGUCCACGAAGAGAUCGAUCCUGCGGCCACGGAACAAGCUAGUCAACAAAUAAAUAAUCAUAACGAGAGAGUGGACGACGACUCCCAAAAUAAUACAGAGACCAACCCCGAACAGACGCUGCCGAAGUUCAAGAUAACGCGACUGGGUAACAAGAUGGCGAAAAUCGUUUCAAAAACGAGAGAGAACGCCGAGUCGUCCAGACCUUUGAGGAAAAGACGGAGACUCGUGGAAGUCGCUACCGACGAAGAGACGCUCAUUCCUAAAACAAGGAAAAUUGUACAAGUUUAAUCAUUCGACGUUUAUAUUAGGAUUUAUAUUUAUUCAUAAUACAUAUCACAAAGCAUGAUAAUUCGAACGAGGUUCAUCAAUCUUUCAAAUUGCUAGUCCUAGAUGUAAGCUGCGACUUAUUCUUUUUAAUAUCUUACUGUAAAUGUGAUAUUAUUAUAACAAUAUAUCAUUGCCCAUAAUAAAUCUAUCAAUACGAA